Messenger RNA from Pseudophryne corroboree (corroboree frog), 2930 nucleotides. RefSeq names its product angiopoietin like 4 (gene ANGPTL4). Gene Ontology annotation, molecular function: enzyme inhibitor activity. The record is from RefSeq and is a predicted model, not a curated record. Lineage: Eukaryota; Metazoa; Chordata; Amphibia; Anura; Myobatrachidae. Bases 529 to 1920 code for a protein of 463 amino acids. Gene Ontology annotation, biological process: triglyceride homeostasis. The transcript is spliced from 7 exons.
AUACAGUCAGAUCCAGCUCUUCUGCCGGGUACGGGGAUGACAGACUGUGUAAAAAACGUAUCCACUUUUCCAUACGCACUUAUAAGGGUAUGAUGUACUAAUCCUUGGUGAGAGAUAAAGUACCAAUUAGCUUCUGUCAUUUUUUCAAAUAGCGAUUAGCAUGGCAGGAAGCUGAUUGGCUGUGGCUGUUACCUAUCUCUCCACUUAAUCUCUCUCCAAGUUAUAGUACAUCACCCCCUUUGUACGACUACGUACAAUUAUAAAGUCGCUUGGCAAUCAGGUCGAACGUCCGGAUCUGUGUAUGUAGAUUCAGACGUGCGACCGUUCUCCCCAGAUCCUUAGGUGUGUAUUGUGCUAGCGCUGUUAUCAUGAUCAUAGCAGGAGAGAAAGUGAAAAGACGACAGGAGAGUCUUAAGCAGGGUACCCCUGAUUCACUCCUUGUAAUUGGUGACGACUGCGAGGAGGAGUCUGACGCUGCAGAUAAUAUAAAUAGGAUUCUAGCCGGGAGCAGGGACACACAGUCACUCUAUGUAUCAGGGAAAUUCAGCAGGUGGAAUCAUGCAGUUACUUAUAGCAAGUUUAUUGUUGUUAGGGACACGGACAUGCGGCCAGUUCUGGGGGCCAUCAUCAGAUAAAAAAGUAGCAUUCGCUUCUUGGGAUGAAAUGAAUGUUAUUGCUCAUGGAUUACUCCAACUUGGACAUGGACUAAAAGAGCAUGUGGACAAAACAACAAUCCAAUUGAAAGCGAUCACAGGCCGACUGAACCAUCACAACCUGUCAUUGGUAGAGCUCUUCAGUAAUGCCAGAGACGUAAGAGAUAGUGGGCAUGUGCUGAAGGGCAGGAUACAGGACUUGAAGGAUAGGGAUAGGCAAUUGCAUGACCUGACUCAGCUCCUCAGAGACAAGAUGCAAGAGGUCAGCAAGGACCAGGAGCAUCUGGAUCACAGGCUACAGGACAUAGAAUCUAAACUCAAGCUUCUGGAACCAAGUAAAACAGAGACCCGUAGUGGCAUGGAAGAUAUGAGGAGCAUUAAGUCACAAAUGGAGAUACAGAACAAAAGGAUCAAUGAACUCUUGGAAAAGAUACAGUUACAGCAAUACAAAUUGGACAAACAGAAUUUGCAGAUUAAAAACAUACAAAGCAAAAUUCCGAUCAGCAGAAUCGAUAGUCAGAAGACCAGGCUCAAUCUACAUAAAAAUGUUUUUACAGAGCUCAAGAAAAACAGCAGCAACAAUAACGUUGAAAAGAAAGACUUGCCAUCUGAUUGUCAGAGAGUCUUUUUGAAUGGUGAAAAAAAUAGUGGCAUUUACAGAAUAAAGCCAGCCAAUGCACAGCCUUUUGAAGUUUUUUGUGAAAUGACAGCUGAAGGUGGAUGGACUGUAGUACAAAGACGCAAAGAUGGUUCUGUGGAUUUUGACCAACUCUGGGAAGCUUACGAAAAUGGAUUUGGUAAUUUAAAUGGUGAAUUCUGGCUAGGUCUGUUAAAGAUGCAUCAGAUAAUGGAGCAUGAACAAUAUAUCAUGCACGUAGAGCUGCAGGACUGGGAGCAGAACAUUCAGCACAUGGAGGUUCAUUUCCAUUUGGGAGGUCCUAACACGGCCUAUGCCCUUCAAGUCCAUGGCCCAGUAACUGGACAGCUGAAAAAUGCUUUGUAUGAAUUCCGGGAUCAACCAUUUUCUACCCGCGACCGAGAUGAAGAUCUCAAAUCUCAUGUGAACUGUGCUAAACUUCUCUCUGGAGGCUGGUGGUUUAGCACAUGUGGUCAAUCUAAUCUUAAUGGUAAAUAUUUCAGUUCCAUCCCUUUCAAUCGACAUGAGAGAAAGCAGGGUAUCUUUUGGAAGACUUGGAGGGGUAGAUAUUACCCACUGAAAUCCAGCACCAUAAAAAUUUGCCCUUUGAAAUUGGCGACAACCAUGUAAAAAUUUUUGGGAAAAAGAUACAUUUUAUAUCUUAACUUCAAUUCUAAUUAUGUAGAUACAGGUACGAACUACUUACUUGUACUGUAGGUACAGAUAUGGGAUAUGUGGUCAUGUGUAAUAAUCGCAGUUGAUUAUAUGUUCAAUUACUGUUCAUAACCAGAGCUGUGAGCCUUAAGCUGUGUGUGUAUGUAUGUAUGUAUGUAUGUAUGUAUGUAUGUAUGUAUAUAUGUGUGUGUGUGUGUGUGUGUGUGUGUGUGUGUGUGUGUGUGUGUGUGUGUGUAUAUAUAUAUAUAUAUAUAUAUACACACACAUAAAUUGCAGAUUAUAAUGUACUUUGCCAAAACAAUUUUGUUUUAAUGCUAUAAAUCCGUAAUGAAAAGUCUUGUCAUUGUGUUUUUUGCAUCUAAAAUUAUUUUACCUGUUCAUUUUCCCCCGACUGCAUGUAAAAUAUUUGUUCUCCAUACCACUUCACUGCCUAAUUUUACAUAUAUUAUGGUUUAUUUUGAUAAUGAUAUUUGACUUUAUGAAACUAUACAAAGCUUGUACAUAUUUAUUUCUAAAAUAUUGGGCCUAAUUCUGAGUUGAUCGCAGCAGCAAAUUUGUUAGCAGUUGGGCAAAACCAUGUGCACUGCAGAGGGGACAGAUAUAACAUGUGCAGAGAGAGUUAAAUUUGGGUGGGGUGUAUUCAAACUAAAAUCUAAAUUGCAGUGUAAAAAUAAAGCAGCCAGCAUUUACCCUGCACAGAAAUGAAAUAACCCACCCAAAUCUAACUCUCUGUACACAUGUUAUAUCUGCCACACCUGCAAUGCACAUGGUUUUGCUCAAUUGCUAACAAACUUGCUGCUGCGAUCAACUCAGAAUUACCCCCAUUGUCGCAUAGGUUACACUUAGAUGUUAGGUGCAAUUUGAAAUUCAAGUCAUAUUGACUGAUGUAAGACUGUGGGCAAUAUGUUUGUGUAUAUGUGCUAUUUGUGUUUUUAUUGACUUUUAAAUAAAAAAGUAAUAAUUAA